Notothenia coriiceps (black rockcod) is the source of this 3894-nucleotide messenger RNA. It is a transcript of the gene nckipsd, whose product is annotated as NCK interacting protein with SH3 domain. Gene Ontology annotation, biological process: endocytosis. Bases 176 to 2383 code for a protein of 735 amino acids. Gene Ontology annotation, molecular function: Arp2/3 complex binding; protein binding. The transcript is spliced from 13 exons. The record is from RefSeq and is a predicted model, not a curated record. Lineage: Eukaryota; Metazoa; Chordata; Actinopteri; Perciformes; Nototheniidae.
CCGGGCUGCUACAUUGUAAAUAGACAGCGGCGAUCCACCGGGGCCAUGCCUUCAUAGUCUCUUUAAAUCUCCUCCAACAGAGCAGAUUUGUCCUCUCGGAGACUACUUAUCUUCCGACACCGGUUCUUUCGAUAUUUCUGGUCAUUUCGGCUUGUUAAAGUGUUUUUAUUAAAGUAUGUACCGGUCUCUGUACGCCUUCCGAUCCGCGGAGCCCAACUCGCUGCACUUCGCGGCCGGAGAAAGCUUCCUAAUCCUGGAGAGGAGCAACAAACACUGGUGGCUGGGGUCCCGCUGCAGCUCGGGGGAAACCGGCUACAUCCCCUCGUCAUACAUUGAAAAAAUACAGGCCCCAGAGCAGGAUGAAGUGUUGCAGUCUAUUGACAGAGCGAUCGAAGGAAUCCACAAUGUGGCCUUAAAGAAUGGAGGCAAAUACAACCUGGAGCAGAGAGAUGUUCUUCAAAAGUUGAUCCAUCACAGAAAGGAGACGCUUGCACGACGGAGUUCUUCGUCCUCCGUUCACAAACAAGGCCUCCCAUCUUCCAGCAGUGAAAUAUCUCUCAGUAAAACUCCUCCUCCCAACGGUCUUAACCGAGACGGACGGCAGAGCAGCAUGCCGAUAUCAGGAAGCGUAGACAAUAUACAGUCAGAACAGGGGUUUUAUCAGGUGCCUCCUCAAGCUCGGCGUGCGGCACCAACCACCCCCCCUCCCCCGGAGAAACAGAGGAACAGCCGGCGUCCAGCAGAUCCAGAGGUCCCCUCCAGAGGGUCGUCUCUCCCUCCGUCCCCUGCUCCCUCCCUCACGAUCAGCACCACCUCUUUAGAGUCAGGCUCCUCCCACUCAAUGGUCUCCUCUGAUGUCAGCUUGCCAAGUGUAUCCAGCACCCCCCCUCCUCCGGUGCCGUCCCGUGUGAAGCCCGUUGCUCCUCCCGCAGACGAGCCUUCCUCCGACUCCCCCCCUCAGCCGGCUCCACAGAAGAAGAGCCCGGCUCCACAGCCUCCCCAGCUCACCCCCACUCCCUCGCAGCCCGCUGUAGAGGAGCAGCGUGAGAACGAAUGGCCUGUGGCCCCCCCGUCCAUCGCUGAGAGCCCUGCCAGCAGUCCCUCUCCCUCUGAGCCGGUUCCCAGGACCAUCGGGGCCGAGCUGAUCGAGCUGGUGCGGAAGAACACGGGCCUGAGUUACGAGCUGUCGCGGGUGGCGGUGGGCGUGGUGGUGGGCCACCUGCAGACCACCUUACCCCAGGCCGCCGCCGACCUGGAGCAGGUUCUGCUCUCGCUGGUGGACAGCAAGGUUUCGAGUACAGCGCUGCCGCAGGGUCAGGUGUGUCACGACGAGCAGAGGCUGGAGGUGAUCUUCAGCGACCUCGCCCGUCACCAGGGCGACUCUCAGCAGCGCAGCUGGGCGCUCCACGAGGACCACGCUCUCAUCGCCUGCUACCUGGAGGAGCUGCUCAAGAUCCUGACUGAUGCAGAUCCAGAGGUGUGUAAGAGGAUGUGCAAGGCCAACCACUACGAGAAUCAGCUGUCCCUGGUUUCUUAUUAUCAGAUGGAGAAUCGAGUGUCUCUGCGGCUGCUGCUGCUCAAAGUGUUCGGGGCGAUGUGCAGCCUCGAUGCUUCGCUCAUCUCCACCCUCCUCAACUCUAUCCUCCCCAUGGAGCUGGCCAGGGACCUACAGACUGACACACAAGAGCACCAGAAGAUCUGUUACACAGCUUUGGUGCUCACUAUGAUCUUCUCAAUGGGCGAACAGGUGCCGUAUCUUCACUACGAACACUUGAAUGCAGACUUUGUUCAGUUUCUGCUGGGUGUGGUGGAGGACGGGCUUCCCUCUGAUCCCACAGAGCAGCUGCCGGACAUCUUCCUGAACCUCGUGCUCUCCUUCAACCUGCACCACACGGAACCCGACAGCAAUGUGAUCAUGCAGGAGCUGAAGAAGAAAAACGUCAAGAUCCUGUCAGAGAAAGUGCUGCUGCUUCUGAACAGAGGCGACGACCCUGUGUGUAUGUUCAAACACACCCCGCCUGCACCGCACUCAGUGCUCAAGUUCCUGCAGGACGCUUUCUCCAACCGAGAGACCGCUGACAUUUUCUACCGCACUGACAUGAUGGUGAUGAUUGAUAUUGCUGUCAGGCAGAUAUCGGACCUUUCGCCUGGAGACAAGCUGAGGAUGGAGUAUCUCUCCCUCAUGCACUCCAUCAUACGCUCGACGGACUACCUGGAGCACCAGCACCGCCUGCCUGACCUGCAGGGGGUGCUGCAGAGGAUUCUCAGGGAGGAGGAAGAUCCAGGAGAGGAUGAAGGGAGCGCUACUGCGAAACAGAUGGAUAAGCUAAUUGUACAGCAGAUCUACAAAGAGUUCCCUCAGAUCAGUGAGAACCAAAACUAACCGUAUCAGUAUCAUGCUCACACACUGUAGUCCGCUCCCGUCUACUGCAGGGAGGAACACAUGGAGGAAGAACACUUGACAUUCAAUGCGACGCCCUGCUUUCUGUGCCAGCCUGUGAUAGGAGAAACCAAUCGGUUUUGCCAAUGUUUUCUUGGACUUGUGGUCCACGGCUGCAGCAUGCAUGUGAUUUUUUUUCACAGCUUCUUCCAUUCUCAGAUGAAUUAUGUUUGUGUGGGAGUGGGAGUGGGAGGUUUCUUUCUCUGGUGUUCUUGAACAAGAAGGGAAAAUAUGACACAAAAACCUGUGAGGUUUAGUCAUACUUGAGGAUUCAUAUCUAAAACGUAAGCCAAACAUUGGAGCUGUUUCUCAGUGAAUUCCUUGCAAUAAUGACCUUUAAAAUCACACAACAAUUCUCUGUAUACUCAGAGUAUGUAUAAUAAAAAUGUGGGGUAUGUAUAAUGAAAAUGUGCUGCAACCACAACUUAACAUUAUAUAACUAAAAUAUAUUUUACCAAAUUAGGCCAAAUUCAAAGAUUUUGACUGAAAAAGGCAGAUUUGAGGUUAUGUUACAGAACAAUGUGCCAUUAUUCAAUCUAUUGUGAAAAUACUUAAUGUGCUUCCGUUGUAGCGGGACCAAACUACUGUGUGUUACAUCAUUGUUUUCUUAAAAGAGUAUUCAACUCUUAAAACUGACUUCCUCUUCACUCAGUAUAAUAAGAAUCAAAUUCAAGUACAACGAGUUGAUCAUGUUUUCUGUUCUAGUGCGGGAGAGCACACUGACUCCUCUGUUAUCAUUAGCUGAGUCACCCGCGGCUACAUAUCAAGUCCCUCCUGUGGCUCCUGCAGAUCUCUCUGUCCGGUACUUUUGUCUCUUUACUGCUUCUCAAACACUUUAAGAUAACCGCUCUGUACUUAUUAUGCAAAGCUCCUCUAGCGUCAGAAGUCUUGGCUGUUUACAGAUUAGUGUCUGUAUGCUGCAUUCACACUAAAACUAAAACUAACUGUGCUGCAAUAAGUCUCUAUAUAGCCACUUUCAAUAUUGCUGUAAUAUGCUGAGUCUUCUGGAGGGGAAAUGUGUUCUGCAGUCAUUACUCAAGAUAAUACAUUCGUCAGCGUUGUUGAUUUCAGUUAAUUAUCUGAUGCUCUCUUACUGAAAAUCAAGACAAUGGAGAGAAAAAAUAAAGUAUUUAAUUUAAUUUUAGUUGUAAUACUUUAACAGCAACAUGUACCUUUCCUUGUUUCUCCCUCAUGAUGUAGUGCUCGAUGUUUUCCCAUCCUACUCAUCUCUGUUUUGAUCCCUGGCAUGGCGACACGUCUGGAGAUGGUAGAUGAAAUCCAGAAGUGAUAUCAGUUUUUAGUUAAUGACACAGUAUUUGUUCAUUAAUUAGAUGUGAGUCUGUUUACAGUGUGUGUAAGAAAGGUGAGCGUCUAUUCUUUUUAUGAUUAACAUUGUCUGCAAAAGAGUUACGACUGUGUUAUAAUAAAACUAAUAAAGCUAUAUUUUAACAGUG